Molecule: messenger RNA, 1812 nt
Organism: Sphaeramia orbicularis (orbiculate cardinalfish)
Lineage: Eukaryota; Metazoa; Chordata; Actinopteri; Kurtiformes; Apogonidae
Gene: aldoca
Product: aldolase C, fructose-bisphosphate, a
Exons: 9
Coding region: 74-1165 (363 amino acids)
Biological process (GO): glycolytic process
Molecular function (GO): fructose-bisphosphate aldolase activity
Source: RefSeq, a predicted model, not a curated record
UGUCAGUGCUCAUCACAUUAUUGGACAAGACACCUUUGAUUUCCUUUUCUGUUAGGCUCCAGACGGUCUCAGGAUGACGCACCAGUUCCCUACCCUCUCCGAGGCACAGAAGAGGGAGCUGCAUGAGACUGCCUUACGCAUAGUUUCUCCAGGGAAAGGCAUUCUGGCUGCAGAUGAGUCUGUGGGCAGUAUGGCCAAGCGGCUGGCCCAGGUGGGUGUGGAGAACACUGAAGAGAACCGCAGACAGUUCAGGCAGAUUCUCUUCAGUGCAGAUGAUCGCAUCAACAGCUGCAUUGGAGGAGUCAUCUUUUUUCAUGAGACACUGUAUCAGCACUCUGAUAAUGGUGUAUCAUUUGUCAAAAUGAUCAAAGACAGAGGCAUCAUGAUUGGUGUCAAGGUUGACAAGGGUGUUGUCCCUCUGGCAGGAACCAGUGGAGAAACCACUACACAAGGUCUGGAUGGUUUGUCAGAGCGUUGUGCGCAGUAUAAAAAGGAUGGAGCCAUCUUUGCAAAGUGGCGCUGUGUGCUCAAGAUCAGUGACGUCAAUCCAUCUAAACUGGCUAUCACAGAAAACGCAAAUGUCCUUGCACGUUACUCCAGUAUCUGUCAGCAGCAUGGCAUUGUGCCUGUCAUAGAGCCAGAGAUUUUGCCUGAUGGUGAUCAUGAUCUGAAACGCUGCCAAUAUGUCACUGAGAAGGUUCUGGCUGCAGUGUACAAAGCCAUGUCUGACCACCAUGUGUACCUGGAAGGCACUCUGCUUAAACCCAACAUGGUCACCCCUGGACACAGCUGUCCCACUAAGUACAGCCCAGAAGAGGUUUCUAUGGCAACUAUAACCGCCUUACGCCGCACUGUUCCUCCUGCAGUCACGGGAGUGGCUUUUCUCUCAGGCGGUCAGAGUGAAGAGGAGGCUUCUGUCCACCUUAAUGCCAUCAACAACUGCCCUCUGGCUAAACCUUGGAUCCUAACCUUCUCCUUUGGUCGAGCCCUGCAGGCCUCAGCACUGAGGGCCUGGCGAGGACAUAAAGAGAAUGAGAAAGCUGCCACUGAGCAGUUCAUUAAGCGAGCAGAGGUGAACAGUCUGGCAUGUCAGGGGAAGUACACUAGUGGUGAUAACUAUGCUGAGCCUGGACAGCGCAUCUAUGGUUCCUACCAUGCAUAUUGAAUCUAUGAAAAGUCAUGUUUCUCUGAGCUUUGUUUUUCCACUUCCAUAAAAUUACAGAAGACCUAUAAGUUAACUUAUGAUAUUUGAGGUUUUCACAAUCAUUGUGACAUGAAAACAACUAACAGUUUGUUUAUCUUGCCUUGACAAAUGGACAAUCAGAACAUGGCCUUGGGUAUUUCUAAAUAUGCAUGUAGACGACUGAAUGAAAGUUAUUGCUUCACUUUUGUUAUGAAUGUAUUCUCUUGACUCUGACAAGUAAGCUUUCAAAUAUUGCAUAUAAAAUACUGCUUUAUAAAAUAAACUUGAUUGCAGAUUAAAAUAUGUUUCUUUUACAGCAGAGUUAAGUGUAAUGUACUGAUAAUAUAAGUGACACAUUUCCCAGCUAUUAUACUGAAGUGUCUUCUGGUUGUGUGAAACUUCUCUAUAUGUAUAAGCUUGUGGAUAAUUUGCGUUUAGUUUAUUCAAUUAUCAGUGAAAUGCACCAUUUAAAAUAUUGCACCAGUUUUAGCUUUAAGCUAGGUUGCAUCUGGAUCCUUGAUGUGACGGUGAUGUGUGUUAUAACUCUGAAUAGUAAUAUCUGUGGAAUAGUCUAAUACUGACAGUUGAUGUGUAAACAUGCAGAUAAUAAAAAUGUAUCUUCAGAUGAA